AUGCCGAAAUACGUAUUCCACUAUUUUCCGAUAAAAGCUCUGGGCGAGUCGGUUCGUCUGCUGCUGGCGUAUGGUGGCGAGGGGUUCGAAGACCAUCGGAUAGAUUUGGACGACUGGCCGAAGUUUAAACCAAAUACUCCCUUUGGACAGAUGCCAGUCAUAGAGUUUGACGGCAAGCAGUACGCUCAGAGUAUCGCCAUCGCUCGGUACUUGGGUAACAAGUACGGUCUGACUGGAGAUACCCUGGAAGAUAAUCUGGAGAUCGACCAGAACGUCUACCUCAUCAAUGAUCUUCGUAUAAAGGCGGCAUCAGCACAUUACGAAAAGGACGAGGUCAUUAAGGAGCAGAAAUAUAAAGAGCUCUCUAAAGGAGCUUUCCCAGACUCCCUAGAAAUGCUUAAUGCUCUCUUUGCUAAGAACAACGGUCACGUCGCUUUAGGAAAGUUGACAUGGGCUGACUUCAUGUUUGCGGGUCUAUUUGAUUACUUGAGCGCUAUGAUGCGUAUGCCUGAUCUUGGACAGAAGUACCCCGCCUUGCAGCAGGUAAAGGACAGAGUAUACUCCUUACCCAAGGUCAAGGCUUAUGCUGAUGCAGUUCCUGCUUAG
Messenger RNA from Spodoptera littoralis (African cotton leafworm), 606 nucleotides. NCBI's taxonomy places the organism in Eukaryota, Metazoa, Arthropoda, Insecta, Lepidoptera, Noctuidae. The record is from the annotation of a GenBank genome assembly.